Molecule: messenger RNA, 2154 nt
Organism: Helobdella robusta
Lineage: Eukaryota; Metazoa; Annelida; Clitellata; Rhynchobdellida; Glossiphoniidae
Exons: 7
Coding region: 1-2154 (717 amino acids)
Source: RefSeq, a predicted model, not a curated record
AUGAGUCAAGAUCUUAAAAGUGAAAGCAAGAAAUCCAUGGAUAUUUUUGAAGCAAAAGCUGUGAAAGAUGUUCCUGAUAAGCCAGACAUGGAACCGCUUGGAACGAAAUUGCCCAACGCCAUACAAUUUCACACCAAACGUAUGAUUCGUCUUCAAAAACCUGAGAAACCCGCUAAAAUAGACGUAGAAUUAGUAGAAGAUGAAGAAUUAAUUGUGCGGCAUUACGAUGAUGAACACCUUAUAAUAGCGCCAGAAGCAGCCGAUAUCGUCCCCGUCAUUAAAGACAGUGAGGAGGACCAAACCAGAUUUUAUUCCAAAUAUAAAUAUUUAUUUGGCGAAGAUGCCUCCAAAGACAAAAAGAGAGAGUCGGCCAAACUUGUCGGCAAGUUUCAUAUCUUAUUGCUGGCGGACAGUUUUGAGUUGUGCAACGAAGGAGUGGCGGCUCUGAACAGGUGUUUGGCCGGCCAGUUGAAAUCAACGAAUGCUGGGACAGUCACCUGCAGCGUCUUCGAACCGUUUGAUGAAAUCCACAAAGAAAAUAUUGAAGCAGCUGAAAGAAUGGAUAUCAAGCUGAUAUCUCUUGCGAAAGCCUGUAAGGAAUAUUCCAAACCAGAUGACUAUCCGGUGAAUUUGUACACGGACGUCGUACGCCACCCUGAGAAGUACAUUGAGAUCUUCUACAGUCCCGAGCCGACGUACAAAUUUGACACGUACACACACAUCAUCGGGCAUGCUCCAAUCACCCAUGAAUACGCGGUUACGUUGAGAAAUUCUUUGUUCAGACUAUCCAAGCUGGUCAUGUUCUUCCACGUGAUUCCUGACGAUAUGAAUGCCUUUAAAAGUGGACUGGUUGACUACGAAAGUACUUUGGACAUUCCGACGAUCGAAAGACUCAUCGAGAUUGCUCGCAUGUGCCACGUCGUCUAUUCGGUCUCUAAAAAAGUGUUUGACUACUUCACGAUCAUUUUUCGAUCGAAGGAUGUCAAAGAUGUCAAUCACAGACUUUACAUUCCAAGCGCUCCUAAAGAAGUAUUUGACAUGACGGGCAACAAUCAUUUUUAUGAUAAGAUUACAUUUUUAACGAACGGAUUUCUGUGCAAUUCUUCAAAAACCUGUGCUGUUCGCUCUGGCUUAGACAUAGCAAUCAAUUCAUUGACUAAGUUGCAACAGGAAAACAUAACUAUUGCAAACUCGAAUGAAAAUGUUACGCUCAAACUUCUCAUAAGUCAUCUCUCGACGGAGGCUUUUGAAGAUUCCAAAGGCAAAUUGCAAAGAUUCGGAAAUACGGAUUUGUUACAAGAUCAAGGAAAGGACAGCAGUGAUUUAGGAAAAUUAUUUCAUGAGACAAAUUUUUUCAUUGGUCCGAAGAGAUGCGAGUCGUAUGGAUUCACAGCACUUUACAGCUUUUGCGCUGGAAUUCCUGGUCUUGUUCCAGAGGAUUCAAUCACUGCCUCAAUCAUUUCUGAAUUUGAGGAAGGAAAAGAAUUCAUCGUUCCAAUCAGCAAAAAUCCAACAAUGUACAAGCAAAACGCCAUCGUGUGGAGCAAGCGAUUGAGCAACUUCAUAAAAAAUUAUGAGAGUAUCAAACUGAAGGCGGAUGCUCUAAAGAUGAACCUCAUGAGAGAUGAGAGGACGAGAAACACGCACGAUGAUUUCAUCUCUUUUGUUCUCGGAGGAAUAAAAAUGAAAAUACGAGUUGUAUCUCUGGUGCCGCUGGAUGCAAAUGAAAAGGAUAAGACAGGCUUGAGGUUGAGGUUUGAGGAGCUACUCGUGGAAACAAUGAGGGCAUGUUGGAGGUUAAAAAGUCACAACUUGGAAAAUUGUUCCAACCACGAAUACGUGGGGUCGCAAAUAACCAGGGGUGUUGUUCUCCCUCUCGGCAGACUCAUCACCGAGGUGUUUGACAAGAUAGAAGACUACAACAGACGCGUAGUGGCUAUCGACGACACCACCAAAUCUCUCGUCAUCUUCUGCCCAACGAGAAUCGCACUGAGACACUUGUGGGCCAAGUGCAACGUCAUCUCCAAACAUUUCAUGAGUCUCCUGGACGAAAAAACCGAAUGUAACUCUCUAUUUAACAGUUUUAAGAUAAAAUCUGUUGAAACUGAACUUAUCAUCGAAGGUGACUGGGUAUUUUUAUUCACUUUUCAAUGA